Paramuricea clavata is the source of this 372-nucleotide messenger RNA. NCBI's taxonomy places the organism in Eukaryota, Metazoa, Cnidaria, Anthozoa, Malacalcyonacea, Plexauridae. The record is from the annotation of a GenBank genome assembly.
AUGGAACAGAAGAAAGAAGAGAACAAAGAGUACUACGAAAGAAACAAAAGAACAAAGGAAGCUGGUACCAAAAAGGGUGACAUCGUCAUUUGCAAACAGAAGAACAAUAAGUUAACAUCAAAGUUUGACCCAGAACAUUAUACGGUAGUACAACGUAAGCACGACAUCAUCAUAACUAAAAGAGAUGGUAAGACGGUGACAAGAAACGUUUCACACUUUAAAAAGGUAGUAAUGGUGGAAAGCGAGGAGCAGCAGGAAGAUACAGCACCGGGAAGAUCGACGGAAACAGAGGAACCACAAAAGCAAGAACCAUGUGUAAGGAUAUCUACAAGAAUGUAUAGAUCGGUAAUAGGAUAUCAGUACCAGACUUGA